UUUUUCUAUAGUAUUACUCCUAGAAAGACAGACCUUGUACCUGUUGAUGCAAAUGAUAGUUCUUCUUUAACCCUUUGUCAUCGUUCUCCUCGAACUUCUUUAACUUUUAGAUUAAUUCGUAAUGGAGAAUGUAAUUGUGAAUAUAAAAAACAAUGUGAUUCGCAAAUUACAUCAAGUUUGUCAACAAAGGAAUUAGUAAAUGAAGAUGAAGCCAAAGAACUGGAAAAUAAAUAUGUUAACCAAGUUUAUGAAGAAAUAGCAGAACAUUUCAGUGUAACCAGAUAUAAACCUUGGCCUAAAGUAGCCUCUUUCCUAAGUAGUAUUCCAUCUGGUUCUCUUAUUCUGGAUGUUGGUUGUGGCAAUGGAAAAAAUAUGAAGUUGUCAUCUAAUUGCUAUGAGAUAGGAUGUGAUGCAUCAUGUAACUUAGCCCAGCUUUGUUCUCAACGAAAUACUCAAGUUGUAAUCGCAGAUUGUUUAAAAUUACCCUAUCGAGAUAACUGUGCUGAUGUUGUUAUAUGCAUUGCUGUAAUACAUCAUAUGUCAACUAAGGUACGUAGAACUAAAGCAGUGCAGGAAAUUGUGCGAGUAUUGCGACCUUGUGGACAAGCACUGAUUUAUGUUUGGGCUUUUGAACAAGAAGGGGCUGAAGGCCCUUCCAAUUACUUGAAACAAAAUAAACUAAAUCAUCAACACAAUGUUCUUGAAAUGGAACAGGAUGUUUUAAAAUUUGAAUCUUCUGAAAUACAAUUCAAUGAUUCAUCAACAAAAGUAUUGAAAAUGCCUGUACAUAGAAAUAGAACUAAUUUCAUACAGCAAGAUAUGCUGGUGCCAUGGAAAGAAAAAAAGGGACCUUAUGAAGUAACUCAUGCAAAGAGUGGAAAUGUACACCAUAGGUAUUAUCAUGUAUUUGCAAAAGGUGAACUAGAAUCUUUAGUGACAGAAAGUGGUGGUACUAUAAUUACUUCAUAUUAUGAUAAAGGUAACUGGUGUGUCCUUUUGGAAAAAUAAAACAUAUUUAUCUUCGUAUGUAUACAUUUAAACCAUUUUUAAUGAAUUAUGGCAAUAAAUAUUUACUACUAGUGAUAUUUUUGCAG
Stegodyphus dumicola is the source of this 1094-nucleotide messenger RNA. RefSeq names its product tRNA (carboxymethyluridine(34)-5-O)-methyltransferase alkbh8-like. Gene Ontology annotation, biological process: tRNA wobble uridine modification; tRNA methylation. The record is from RefSeq and is a predicted model, not a curated record. Gene Ontology annotation, molecular function: S-adenosylmethionine-dependent methyltransferase activity; tRNA binding; tRNA (5-carboxymethyluridine(34)-5-O)-methyltransferase activity. Gene Ontology annotation, cellular component: cytoplasm; nucleus. NCBI's taxonomy places the organism in Eukaryota, Metazoa, Arthropoda, Arachnida, Araneae, Eresidae.